GGAACCGUGAUGGCCGACGAUAACCUUCCAUUUAACUUCCACACCCUCAGCCGGGGAAUUGACCUUCUUCAAAACCUGAACACCACUGCCCUGAUUGCCCGGUGCGUCUGGACAGCUGUUUCGGCCAACGAUUCUCAUAUGUACAUCUGAUUGCCGCGAUCCCAGAGACGGGGCAUCCAAAAGGGGGAAAGUACAUCAAGACAUACGGUUUCCUCUUCAUCUCUUGAGCUUGGCAAGAAGAGCCAUCUCAGCAACCGAGUGUUUCCUCUUCACAUUGGGCAGUCUUCAUUGCUCUGUGAGAACCAAAAGUGCAUAGAGACCAGUCCGAACAGAGAAAAAAAAAAAAAAAAAAAAAAAAACGAAAAAAAAAAAACACAAUCAUGUCCUUCACUGACGCGCCAGUAACCAAGGCACUGGUCUUGGGCCUGGUUGGGCUCUCCAUCGCCGCCAGCGUCUUUGACAUCAAGCACUACUUCUACAUCUCAAUUGGCACUCACUUCCUCCGCUACGGACAACUAUGGCGCAUGUUGACGUACCAACUAUGCUACACCAACUCAUCCGAGGUGCUCUUUGGAGCCAUGUCCCUCUACCACAUGAGAAUGGUUGAGCGGUUUUGGGGAUCAAGGAAAUAUGCCUCCUUCAUCCUCCUAGCCGCACUCUUCACAGCCAUUAUUCCGCCCAUCUUCCUCACUGUCGUGCUACGACCGCUCUCCUUCGGCGUCCUGGACUACAUACCCGCCGGACCGACACCGAUUCUCUUUGCCAUUCUCGCGCAGUACCACGCCAUGAUCCCGCAGAUCUACAAGUACAAGGUCGCCUUAUCUGCCAAGACACCAUCCAACGCCAGCGACGACACCAGCGGGUUCAUCUUCUCGGACAAGUCGACGCGGUAUCUCAUGGCCUUGCAGCUGGCCCUCUUCCAGUGGCCCGGCUCUCUCCUCGGUGCGGUGAUUGGUUGGGCAGUGGGGUAUCUGUGGCGCAACGAUCUCUUGCCUUCGGCGGUUGCGCGCUGGCGGGUUCCGGGGUGGGUGGUCGGUCUUCGCGCCCAGAAGAGGAACGACAGGUUUGAUGGGAUUCGGAGGAGACUGGAGGAUGAAGGGGCAUCUACUGGUGUGGCUACGGGCGCGCAGCCAGCUGCUGAGGGGGAAGGGAGCAGGAGGAGACCAUUGGGUCAGCAACUGAUAGAUGAGGUUAGAGGGGCAUUUUAAGAUGAGGAGUAUGGGUGUUUCCAGUUCGGACAAGGUGGUUUGGGGCCAUGGAGGACAGCAAUAAUACAAAUGUUGGUUCGUAACAUGAUAUGUCCUGUUUGACGUCCAGUUGUCCUGUAGCCGCAACAGCCUGGGUGGGAGAUUCGAC
Molecule: messenger RNA, 1356 nt
Organism: Neurospora crassa OR74A
Lineage: Eukaryota; Fungi; Ascomycota; Sordariomycetes; Sordariales; Sordariaceae
Product: UBA domain-containing protein Ucp14
Exons: 2
Coding region: 381-1208 (275 amino acids)
Biological process (GO): retrograde vesicle-mediated transport, Golgi to endoplasmic reticulum
Cellular component (GO): membrane
Molecular function (GO): serine-type endopeptidase activity
Source: RefSeq, a predicted model, not a curated record